Molecule: messenger RNA, 1144 nt
Organism: Mytilus trossulus (common blue mussel)
Lineage: Eukaryota; Metazoa; Mollusca; Bivalvia; Mytilida; Mytilidae
Exons: 3
Coding region: 86-550 (154 amino acids)
Source: RefSeq, a predicted model, not a curated record
AAUUAUUUUAAAUCCAAUCAAAACUGUCCAUGUUAUUGUGUUCGGUUUCAUCAAGGGGACAUAACUUGUUAGGCGGGAAUUGUCAAUGGCGCUUUCACAGCUCCAUGCGCUUAUUCGACAUGCUCAACAAAGAGGGUCUCAUGAUACAGAUGAACCCGCAGAUGAUGAUUUCGUUGGAGGGUUUCGUCAUUUUCGACAAGCUGGUAGCUCAAGAUCUAAAGCUAAAUUGAAGCCUGUGUAUACAGUUCAUGUAAUUUGUUUGGAUGGACCUCAGUAUACUGAGGUGGAUCCAGGCAUCAUUCGAAAAAUGAAUGAAAAAAACUUAGGCAGUAGAACACUGAAAAUGAACAGAAAAUCCUCCCGAAGCUCGUUAAUCAGUAAAAUCGGAAAAGAAUGGAACUUAAAUUGCACAUUCAAAUUAAUGAGGGCAGUGAAAGAGGAAGGACGAUUAAGCUUAAAAAUAAUACAGGGAACCACAACUGCCAGCAUAAAGACAGAGUGCAACAGAUCAAAGAUCUAUGUUCUCCCUGAUGAACAGGUACAUUUAUGAAAUAUUGACAUUAUUUCAAGAUUGACAGGUACCCUACAGGUCAAUGCAUAAAGCCAAAACCUAAAUGCUAUCCAUUUAGGUCCACACUUAAAUCUUGAUAUAUAUGUCACAGAAUAACCUUCUAUCAAUAGACAACUUUCGAGUUUGAUGCAUUUCCGUCAAAAACUCUGGUUUUAGUGAACGUCAUUUGUGCGAGUGGUUGGAAAACUAUAAUUCUAUAUUGAAAGAUUAUUCGGCAAAUUGAAUUCUUAAAAUUGACAAUCAGCAUUGCUGUCAUUAGGGAAUUGUCAUUAAGUACCUACAGAACAACCAUUAUUUCUAGUUUAUCCUGCACAAUGACGAUCACUAAGACGCUUGAUGAACGUAAAUAGUGCAGGGAUACAGGCGACCCCUUCUAUCUGGUAAAUGACGUCAUAAAAGCGCGUAUAAUUGACGAUUUUUUUUUCCGGUGACAGAUGAACUCGAAAGUGGUCUAUUGACACAUCAUGAAAAAGCAUAAAAUGGUUCACACUAAAUUUUGUAAACCUGUAUGUCCUUUAUCAUGUUUUUUGUUAAGUUAUGUGUUGGAUACAUGUAUGUUAGAUAAAGAAAAAA